Messenger RNA from Mesorhabditis spiculigera, 1935 nucleotides. The record is from the annotation of a GenBank genome assembly. NCBI's taxonomy places the organism in Eukaryota, Metazoa, Nematoda, Chromadorea, Rhabditida, Rhabditidae.
AUGUCUGGACAUCAUCACAAGCAUGGGUAUCGACGCAGGGACGAGAGGCGACGGCGUGUCCGACGCCCGUCUGGCGGCUCGAUGCGUUCGAGGGAAAGGGAAAGCAGCAAGAGGAAGAAGCCAUCUGGCACACGGUGGAGCUCGAGCGAUGAUGUGGACACGCCGAUAAAGCCAUCUACUCUCGCAGCUAUCGCGGCGCCAUUCGGUGGCCUUGGGUUUAUGCCCGUCAUUAAGCCAUCUGUUGCUAUAACGGGGCCGUUGGUUCAAGCUAUCGCUUUGCCACCACCACUCGAUUUCAAGCCAGACAUCAAGCCGGAUUUACCAUCGCGAGACGUGAAGCCGAUUCUACAACAGAGCGACGUCAAGCCAAUGCUACCGCCUUCGCUCAGGAUGCCAGCGGCGAUACGCACUCCUCCAGUUGCUCUUUAUAGCCCGGACGUGCUUCCACCUCCACCGCCCUGUGAGCAGCCACCGUCGCCUCCCGCAUACAAGCAGCUCGCACCGGCGCAACAAUCCUGUUCGAACCACUACAAUGCCGGGCCCCCGCCGAGCACCAUCCCGUUGCCCUGCACCGUACCGCCGCCACAAUUCGCAGCUCCGAACUGCCCACCUCCAGCUCAUCUCGGCAUUCAACAACCACCCGAUGCGCUGCACGGGAUUCCGAUGCCUCUACCUCAAAUGCCACCUGGGAUUUCGCAAGCGCUUCCUGCGCGCCAUGGAGCUCCAACACCACCACCGCCUGAUGUGCAGCCCGGACACUCGCCUGUAUCGCCGCGCCCCGAUGGCCACAUCCCUGGACAGCGCUGCCCUCGUGCUGUAAUUCGAUGCAGUCGCCCCACCUGCCCUCCAAUACUCAACGUUCCAGCCGAGAAGGCAUGGGGCCUCGGCAGCCUUGCCGAUUACGUCGAUCAGCUGCAGAUAGGCGAGGGCACCUACGGCCAGGUCUACAAGGCCGUACACCAAAAGACCGGUCAUGUCGUCGCGUUGAAGCGAAUCCGCCUGGAGAACGAGAAGGAAGGCUUCCCGAUUACGGCCCUUCCGGCCCAUUAUCUCGUCUUCGAAUACGUUCAUCACGAUCUGCACGGGCUGCUCGAGUCGGGCCUAGUGAAAUGGAACGGCAUCCAGUGCGGCGCCGUCUUCAAGCAGUUGGCCAUGGCCUUGGAAUACGCGCACAACAACAACAUCAUGCACCGCGAUGUCAAGUGCUCGAAUAUCUUGCUGACGGAUAAGGGCGUCCUAAAACUCGCCGAUCUUGGGCUGGCACGCUACUACAAAGAUCAGGAUCGUCUGUACACAAAUCAUGUGAUUACACUGUGGUAUCGCCCGCCAGAGCUGCUGUAUGGGGAGGAACGGUAUGGCCCGGCGGUCGACGUCUGGAGCGCCGGAUGUAUACUCGCUGAACUCUUCAUACGCCGCCCCCUUUUCCCCGGGCAAACCGAGAUGGCCCAGAUUGACCUGGUUCUGCAGCUCUGCGGUACACCUACUCGCGCCAACUGGCCCGAAUUCUUCGAGUUGGUCAACUACAAGGUCUACACGCCUCGGCAUGAUCUGCCGCGUAUCCUGCAACACGAACUGAGUUCGGUUCCCAGAGGGCCACUCGAGCUCAUCGAUAAAAUGCUGGCCCUGAACCCGAAGGAUCGACCGAGCUGCUCGGAUAUUUUGCGCCAUAAAUUUUUGAAGGACAUUGACCUGGAUCAGGUGUUGCCGUUGGAUAUGCCCAAAAACAGUUGCUACGAGCUGUCGAUGAAGCAGGCGAGGAGAGACAAGAAAGCCCGGGAGCAAGUACUUCGCGAGCAGCAACAGCAGCACCAACACCACGACAACGGGCAGUCUCGCCCCUCAAGCGCCGCCUCGUUCCCGCCGUCGUCUUCAAGAUCCCGGCCUCGCUCGCCUCCAAUGUCUCGGGCUCCAUCUCACCACAGAAGCACCAGGUUU